Molecule: messenger RNA, 547 nt
Organism: Centruroides sculpturatus (bark scorpion)
Lineage: Eukaryota; Metazoa; Arthropoda; Arachnida; Scorpiones; Buthidae
Product: THUMP domain-containing protein 3-like
Exons: 4
Coding region: 1-483 (160 amino acids)
Biological process (GO): tRNA methylation
Molecular function (GO): tRNA (guanine) methyltransferase activity
Source: RefSeq, a predicted model, not a curated record
AUGGGGAACUGGUUCUAUUUAGAUGCUAGAUAUGUGAAAAGAACCCAGAAAACUCCACAUGGUCAGUCUGCUGGUCAGGCAAUCAGUAAAUUAAAUAUUCGAUUAGAUAUAUUUCAAUGGGAUGCCUGUUCACUUCCAUUAAGAAAUAGUUCUGUAGAUGUAUUUGUUACUGAUUUGCCUUUCGGAAAAAGGAUGGGAUCUAAAUUUGAUAAUCGCAAAUUAUAUCCAAGUUUACUUAAUGAAAUGGCAAGAGUCUGUAAAAAUAAAAAUGGUCGUGCUGUACUUUUAACUCAAGAUAAAAAGACCAUGUCACAGACAAUAGGAAGAUAUGGUCGAUUUUGGAAACAGACUCGUGUUUUGGGCGUAAAUAUUGGAGGUCUGUCGGCAUGCGUAUAUUUAUUAAGCAGAACAACUGUGCCUUUCAAAUCCCAAAUUUAUAACGUACCAACAAAUGUCUCUUGUAAUGAAAAGGAACAAGAUUGAAAUUUUAAAAUUAUUUUGAGUUUAAUAUGUUUUAUUUAAAGUUUAAAAAAUAUACAUAAAUAUA